GGUGUCAUUUGAGGACGUGGCUGUGGACUUCACAUGGCAGGAGUGGCAGGAGCUGGAUGCUGCUCAGAGGACCCUCUACAGGGAUGUGAUGCUGGAGAACUACAGUAGCCUGGUGUCCUUGGGGCACUGUGUGACUAAACCUGAGUUGAUCUUCAGGUUGGAACAUGGAUUUGGGCCAUGGAGCAUAGGAGAGACCUCCCUCUGGAAUCUCCCAGGUGUUCUUGAAGUGCCUGCUCCAGUUAAGAGUUGCCUGGAAAAUGCAGAGAGUCCUGUGUGGCCGAUAGGAAGCAUCAGCAGGAAUCUGUCAAACAGAGAGAUGCUUGAAGCAGAAAUGAAGGUUCAACUGGAACUCCACCAAGGUAUAAAAGUCUAUGAAUGUAAACCGUGUAUGAAAACGAUUGACCUGACAUCGCAGCCCAGCAAGCAGCAGGAAUAUUACUCAGGUGUGAAACCCUAUGAAUGGAAGGAGUGCCAGAAAGCUUUCUAUUAUAAGUCAGCACUCACUGAACAUCAGAGAACUCGUACAAGGUUGAAGAUCUAUCAGUGUACAGAAUGCAGGAAAGCUUUCCCCUCCAAAUCAGAACUUGCCGUACAUCAUAGAAUUCAUACUGGUGAGAAGCCCCAUGAAUGUGAAGAAUGCGGGAAAGCUUUCUAUCGCAAGUCAACCCUUACUGUACAUCAGAAAACUCACAGAGGUGAGAAACCUUAUGAAUGCAAGGAAUGCUGGAAAGCUUUCUAUUAUAAGUCAACCCUCACCGAACAUCAGCGAAUUCAUACAGGUGAGAAACCAUAUGUCUGUAAAGACUGUGGCAAAGCUUUCUUCUACAAGUCUAACUUGACUCGCCAUCAUAGAACCCAUACAGGUGAGAAGCCUUAUGAAUGUGAAGAAUGCAGGAAGGGUUUCUCCUCCAAGUCAGAACUCACAUCACAUCGUAGAACUCAUACCGGUGAGAAGCCGUAUCAGUGUGAAGAAUGUGGUAAAGCUUUUUACUGCAAGUCCACCCUCCGUGUACAUCAAAAAAUUCAUACAGGUGAAAAACCUUAUGAGUGUAAGGAAUGUCAGAAAGCUUUCUAUUAUAAGUCAACCCUCACCGAACAUCAGAGAACUCACACCGGUGAGAAGCCCUAUGAAUGUAAAGACUGUGGCAAGGCUUUCUUCUACAAGUCCCAGUUAACUCGCCAUCAUAGGAUUCAUACAGGUGAGAAGCCUUAUGAAUGUGAAGAGUGCAGGAAAGCUUUCUCCUCCAAGUCAGAGCUCACUGCUCAUCACAGGACUCAUACUGGUGAGAAGCCCUAUGAAUGUAAAGAAUGCGGCAAAUGUUUCUGUCGCAAGUCACACUUAACUCUACAUCAGAGAAUCCAUACAGGCGAGAAGCCCUAUGAAUGUAAAGAUUGCAGAAAAGCCUUUUUCUGCAAGUCAGGACUUGCCCGACAUCUGGGGACUCAUACGCACGACACUAAUACAAAGAAUAGAGAAAAGCAUUUUCCUGCAACUCACAGCUCAGCCAACAUCCGAAAUGUCACACAAGUGAGAAGUCCUGUGAGUAUAAAGAAUGAAGAAAAACUCGCUACUGUACCUCAGUCCUCACUCCAUACCAUGGACUUCUUACAGUUGAGAAGUUCUAUAGAUGUACACAGUGCGGGAAAACUUACCUUUGUAACUCAUGCCUCAUUCAAUUUGAACGAACUCAGAUGAGGCACACUAAUAAUUUAGAGAAGGCAAGAAAACUUUCAGUCAGCCAGGAUCACUUGACAUCAGAGAAUGCAUGUAGAAUGAUGACAGCAAAGACUCUGAAAAGUGCCACAAGGGAGACCUUUCUCAACAUCAGAAAACCCAUACUGCUCUGAGACAUUGUGUCUGGAAGGAAACUAUCUCAGUGUAAGCAUCUCAUACAUGUGAAGAAGCUUAUGAAUUUAAAGAUCAGAAGUUCUGAAUGAUGUCAUAUCUCAGUUGAUGUGAGUGUACAUGCCAUGAAGAAUCCUGAGAAUGUUUAAAAAUCCAACAUUUUAUAGUGUUGUACCAACCUUGAAAAACAAAUGUUGAAGGGACCUUGUUAAAGAACAUAGGAAAACUGGUAAGUCAGAUCACAUUCUGCAUCAGGAAAGUCAUAUAGGUGAGAGACUAUGUACAAUAACAUAUUUAUCAUUUGUAGUAGUACUUGUUUAUGUCCUAUGUUCAUUGAAACAUAGCUAUUCAAGACUAGAAAUAUCACAGCUUCUUCAGCUCUGGUGGGCCUAGAGUAUUAUAAUAGCAUGUAUUGAAAUGUGAUGUAGUUCAGAAGUGGUGUUGAAGUAUGUUGGAUGUGCCUGUGACCACUACCUGGUAGGAGGCAGUAUUUUGCAGGACUGUUAAAAUCACUGAUGCUGUAUGUUUUUAUUCUCACCAGGCAAGAGAAAAGAUGGUGGAUCUUCUGAUAGUUAUUUUAAUCUGACAGUCAACAACAUAGAAGUCAAGAAAUUAACAGUAUUUAUAUCCUGAUCCUCAAAGAAAUGAUGGUUAUGAGUGGUGACAGUCACAUCAAGUUAGGAGCACAGAGAGCACACUUCGCAGGUACACAAAGGAAUCUAGACCCAUGCCUAAGAUGAUAAAGUGAUUGUUAGAGCCAGGAUCAAAUAUUUUAUCUCAGCUCAAUGGUGGUUUGUAUUAGCUCUGCACCAUGUUACUUGGGCCAGAUCCACACACAGUCUGAGGUCAAGGAACAGUGCUCUUUGUGGCUGAAGGGAGAAGAGUCUUCACUACCAUUUUCCAACUCUGGCAGAAGGGAAUCUAAAUAAUAGUGUCCUGAGUGACUGUCCUCUGAGCCAUGCAACUGCCAUCUUGGGGACUUCAGCUGUGCCCCCUUGCAAAAGCUCAUCCCAGCUGGAUUUAUUGAUGAUUAUAUCCUCUCCCACCCCAUAUCCAGCUGCUCCCUACCAACUGGCUACUCUGCAGACUACCUAGAGGAAAGAUUUAGAUGGAGAAAAAGAGGGAGGGAGGGAAUACUAGGGAAGGGGCCAUGUCCUCAAUCUAAUCUGUUUUGGAAAAACACAAUUCCUUUUGAGUAAAUCUUUCCAGAUGCGACCCAUUGGGGAUGAAGUACCCACACCCUUGUAAGUAACCCUCACCACCCAUGCUCUCUCUGUAAGGAAGGCAAAUAAACUCAAUGGUUUAUUUGUGAACUUUGUUCCAAUCAAGCUUCUGUUUGCCACUAGGACCCUUGGAGAAGGGGUAGACACUGCUUAUGUCUCUCCUGGGUAGGAAUUUAUAGCAGUACAGGUCACCAUUAGAUGAAGCCACAGCCAAGAUGAGGCAGUGGCAGCACAAAGCUACUGUUCCUAUUGUAGGCUGGAUCUCCAGGAAGUCAGGUGAUCCAGUUUAUCUGUUAUUUUCUCUAAAUCAAGCCUUUCUCACCUUCCUCCAUGUUACUUUGUGAUACUCCAUUAGAGCGAGUAGAUACCACAAGACACUCCUAUGCUAAGAAACUUCUAUGCUCAGGUUGAAUUGGAGUAGUAAGAGGUACUGAUUUGAAAAGUUAACAUGAGAUAUGUUAAAAUAUUAUUGUUAACCUUAAUGUCUUCCAAGAAUUUUAUCUACCUUGAGUCUCUGGAGUGAGAAAUAAGGGAGUGCAGGUAAGGAUUCCAGUAACUCCAAGUGGUGUAUCAGCGUAUCCAACGAACAAAUUAAUGAGUUUUAAUCAGUUUCUGGGCCUUGAGUGGGUACCCAAGCAUGUGUAUUCAUCAUUACUGCUACUGUGGUGGCACAGUGUCAUCCCUUACCAUGCCACCUUUCUCACUGACCUGGUGAUUCUGUAUUUUUGAGUAAUUAUGUGGAUGUGAGUGAUCCUGGAGUCAGGGCUUUGGGUCAAGGAGUCUGGCUGAGGCUUAGGAAGAAGCCUCAAUCUCAGCUAUAGAAAAGCUCCACUCAGAAAUGUCAGACUUGAGAUUAUGCUCUGGGGUAUAUUGUCUGCUUUAGCAGAGUGAUGUUGUCUUGACAAGAUUCAAACUACCCAACUGUUAAAGUGCCAGAGUACACAGAAGUAUGGUAUUUUCACUGACGUGGAGUUAGUUUCUAGUGUGGAUAGAUAAGUGUCCCUCUUAAAUCUAGGAAAAAAAUAGUUGUUAGUACUCAUUUUCUAUGUGAGAUCACAUUUUCCCAGCCUAUGUUCAGAGGUUUGGAUUUAUGAUCAGUUCCCAUGGUUUCUACUAGAGCCAAGCUUGGCAUAUAUCCACGCCAUUUCCACACACAGCUGAGUAUACAAGGUGCUGGGAAUAGUUCAAAUGGUGAGGGUAUGGUAGCAGUGAUGUGGGGAGAUUUGGAUAGACCUUGGAUGUGUGUCUCACUCCCAUCUAACAUUGGUUUCAUAGCUACCAUUGGUGCUGGUUACAGGACCACCAUCACUUCACCACCACAGUUUAAGUUCUUAGACUCCAAAUUUAUUGACUAAAUAUAAUUCUUAUACUUAACUAUCAGUAUGUUGGGAGACUCACAGUGCAUAGAUUUUAAUAAAUGAGCAUGUAUAUAUGUGUGAUAUACUCAUUGAAGAAGUGAUGGGAAGCAGGCUUUUGACUGUAUCCUCCAAAAUCAGACUGCACAAACUACUCCAGUUGCCAAAUACUUUAAUUGCAGGGAUAUGAGUUUGCAAUUGUGAAGGUACUCUUGGAAAGAAGUACUUUGUAGAUAAGUGGGAUGGAUUCCUACAGUGUACUUGAACAAUUGGUAAAUAAAAGGAAAAUGCUCUAGUAAAUAUCGUCUGCCAGUGUAUAACUGGAAUCAUCAUUGUGAAUCUAUAGUCAUUCUACAUUUUAAUCAUGUUGUGCCUGUUUUUCUCUGAGGGUUUAAACGCUGUCAGCUAAUAUUGCUAUAUUCUCUUGUGUUACAAUCAUGCACAUGGACACUAAUUUCUGUAUUGUGUCAUUUGUAAGAUUGUUAAAUAUAUUUAUAAGCUAAUUUUCCUAAA
This is a messenger RNA of Cricetulus griseus (Chinese hamster), 4937 nucleotides long. The record is from RefSeq and is a predicted model, not a curated record. Lineage: Eukaryota; Metazoa; Chordata; Mammalia; Rodentia; Cricetidae.